AAACCAGCAUUUCCAUUUGCUGAAAAUUACUACCUACUCCUGACCUCCAUUGUGAUUGCCACAAAGCUUUUUCCUUGAAGCCUUAAAGACCCAAAUCUGAACCGAAAACUGACCCACUGCCCACUGUGUUGGGAAAGUUCAUUGGUAAUUUUCUAGGGGAUUGACUGACGCCUGACGCAACAACCCACCGACCCACCGCAAUGGUCAUGAGCAUGAGGCAACCGCAGAGGCCCCCAAAACCCAAAGUCAAGGAAAACAAGAAAUGCGAAGAAAAUGCGCAGAUAGCGAGCGGAAAACCCGUUUGAUCGAAAGGGAAACCACAUCCGAGAUGGCGAGCGAAGACUGUUGACUGGGGGAGAGCCUGGACAACUCGAUUGGAUGAGGCUAUUAUGUCAUCGCCAUUGCGGAAAGCACUAGGAUGGACUUUGUUUUGAUGAUAAACUUCGCGUUGUUCCGGUUUUUGUAAGCGCGAAAGUCGGCCGAAAGUGGAGCUGUGACUGCAGACUGGGGACUGGAGACUGGAGCCUGGCAUCGAUUUUUUGGCAUCCAAAAUUGAAGCUUAAACAUGAGUGCAGCUCGGGGAGACUGCCCAUUUGAACGCUGACAACGAAGCUCAACGGACACGCAGGCAGACUCUCCUUCUGCAGGAUGGGAUUCAGAUUGAUACUCUUGGCUGCCACGGGCCUCGGGGCCAUGUACAUGAUGCAUCUGCUGGCACAGGACUGGAACAGGAUACGCCCCAUCCAAGGCAUCACCAUGCUGGCGGGCCAGGUUAGCUCUGGCCUCAAUCUCAACAGACUGCCAGCUCUGGCGGGACAGGCAAGUGCGGCUCUGACUCGGAUACGUGGCAGAAGAGAGGCGCCCUCGUACCACAGACAGCGACAUGAGCCGGGCUGGGGUCGAGGCACUCCCGAUUCGGGCAGGGGUCCAUAUCGCGCACCUCCGCCUGCCAUCGACUGGAAACGCAUUCUCUCGCGCGAUCCCUUCGAGUGCCUUCAGUCGCUGAUUUGCCAGCUGAUGUCCGGUGCCGAGGCAGCUGCGCCCGAGGCCGAGAUCCUCAUGGACUACCUCGAGUCAUCGCUGGAACUGGCACCGGCCAAGAUCGGACGCGCCUUCAGUCGUGGACUGGCGCUGCGUGGCCACACGGAUCGCUGCUACGAUGAAUAUCCUUUCUGCUUGUACUCCGCGAAGACAAUGUUGCGCAUUCUGCGCUGGUUCGGCGAAACGGGGGAAGUUCCACAGGAUGUGGACGAGGGACAGAAGGCAGAGGAUUAAGACUAAGAUUUUUCGUUUAAAUAAAGUUUAAGAGAUAGGAAAUAUCGAAUAUAGAAUUCGUUUUGAAAGAGUUUUCCCCAGGAAGUUGUCAGUGCCAUUUCGAAAUCCCAUAAAUUCUCAUCCAUUCUCUUUGGCAGAAUUCACUUGUGCAACACGACUUAAACCCA
Molecule: messenger RNA, 1442 nt
Organism: Drosophila subobscura
Lineage: Eukaryota; Metazoa; Arthropoda; Insecta; Diptera; Drosophilidae
Exons: 2
Coding region: 649-1275 (208 amino acids)
Source: RefSeq, a predicted model, not a curated record